GCACAGCUUCCUGCCCCCCCCAGGGCUGAGCGGGGCGACAAGGGCGAGUGCCAGGCCGGCCACGAGACACAGCUUCUUGCCAGGGUCCUGGCAGCUUCCUCUUCCACAGGCACUUCCGUGUGGCCGGGGCCCCAGAGGCAGGAGCUGCUGCCCGUUGCCCAGGCCACCCUCCACCCCCAGGUCGGAGCCCUGCCCCCCUGGGGCCGGGCCAAGCCCAGAGGCUGGCUUGGGAUCCCAUGGGGGACUGGUAGGGCAAAGGUCUUGGGGGACAGAGGUGGCUGGGCCAGAGCCCUGGGGCUCCGGCCAUGAAGUCUCGGCAGAAAGGAAAGAAGAAGGGCAGCUCGAAGGAGCGGGUGUUUGGGUGUGACCUGCAGGAGCACCUGCAGCACUCAGGCCAGGAGGUGCCCCAGGUGCUAAGGAGCUGUGCAGAGUUUGUGGAGGAGUACGGAGUGGUGGAUGGGAUCUAUCGCCUCUCAGGGAUCUCCUCCAACAUCCAGAAGCUUCGGCAGGAGUUUGAGGCAGAGCGGAAGCCAGACCUGCGGCGAGAUGUUUACCUCCAGGACAUUCACUGUGUCUCCUCCCUGUGCAAGGCCUAUUUCAGAGAACUGCCAGACCCCCUACUCACUUACCGGCUCUACGACAAGUUUGCUGAGGCCGUGGCAGUGCAAUUGGAGCCUGAGCGCUUGGUCAAGAUCCUAGAAGUGCUUCGAGAACUCCCUGUCCCAAACUACAGGACCCUGGAGUUCCUCAUGCGGCACUUGGUGCACAUGGCCUCAUUCAGUGCCGAGACCAACAUGCACGCCCGCAACCUGGCCAUCGUGUGGGCCCCCAACCUGCUGAGGUCUAAGGACAUAGAGGCCUCAGGCUUCAAUGGGACAGCAGCCUUCAUGGAGGUGCGUGUGCAAUCCAUCGUCGUCGAGUUCAUCCUCACGCAUGUGAACCAGCUCUUUGGGGGCGCUGCCCUCUCUGGUGGUGAGGUGGAGAGUGCAUGGCGAUCACUUCCAGGGGCCCGGGCAUCAGGCAGCCCUGAGGACCUUAUGCCCAGGUCCCUGCCCUACCACCUGCCUAGUGUCCUGCAGGCUGGCGAUGGCCCCCCACAGAUGCGGCCCUACCACACUAUCAUUGAGAUUGCAGAGCACAAGAGGAAGGGGUCUUUGAAGGUCAGGAAGUGGAGAUCUAUCUUCAAUCUGGGUCGCUCUGGCCAUGAGACCAAGCGUAAACUUCUGCGGGGUGCUGAGGACAGGGAGGACAAAUCCGAUAAGGGGACUCUGCGGCCAGCCAAGAGCAUGGACUCACUGAGUGCUGCGGCUGGGGCUAGUGAUGAGCCAGAGGGGCUGGUGGGACCCAGCAGCCCUCGGCCAAGCCCGCUGCUGCCGGAGAGCUUGGAGAAUUACUCUGUGGAGGCAGCAGAAGGUGAACAGGAGCCUGAGGCAGAGGCACUGGGUUGCACGAACUCUGAGCCAGGCACACCACGAGCUGGGCGGUCAGCGAUCCGUGCUGGGGGCAGCAGCCGUGCAGAGCGCUGUGCUGGUGUCCACAUAUCAGAUCCCUACAAUGUCAACCUUCCACUACACAUCACCUCUAUCCUCAGUGUGCCCCCAAACAUCAUCUCGAACGUCUCCUUGGCCAGGCUCACUCGUGGCCUUGAGUGCCCCGCCCUACAGCCCCGGACAAGCCCUGCCUCUGGCCCUGGCCGUGGCCCCGGCCCCCCAGAUGAGAAGUCGGAGGCAAGUCCAGUCCCAGGUCCCCUGGCUGACUCAGGCCCAGCGGACGUGGCCCCUGCCCUGGAGGACUGCCUGUCCCAGGAGGUGCAGGAUUCCUUCUCCUUCCUAGAGGACUCAAGCAGCUCAGAGCCGGAGUGGGUGGGGGCGGAGGAUGGGGAGGUAGCCAAGGCAGGAGCAGCAGGAGCAGCCUUCUCCCCUGGGGAGGACGACCCUGGGAUGGGCUACCUGGAGGAGCUCCUGGGAGUUGGGCCUCAGGUGGAGGAGUUCUCCGUGGAGCCGCCCCUGGAUGACCUGUCUCUGGAUGAGGCGCAGUUUGUCCUGGCUCCCAGCUGCUGUUCCCUGGACUCUGUUGACCCGGGGCCCGAAGCAGAGGAAGAAAGUGGGGAGGAAGUCUUCCUGAGUGCCUAUGAUGACCUAAGUCCCCUUCUGGGGCCCAAAUCCCCAACCUGGGAGGGUCCAGGCAGUCUGGAAGAAGAGGUAGCAGCGUGUGAAAGACAGGAGGCUCUAGGAAAGGCUGAGGGAGAGCAGGCAUGCUGGGAAGUUGGAGAGGAUACAGAGGCUGAGCCUGGAAGCAGAUGGGAUAUCAGGGAGGAGGCUGAGGGGAGUCCAGAGAGUGAGGUGGAGGAUGGAGAGGCUGGUGAGAAAGAAGGGGAAGCUAGGGGAAGCCAAGAGAUGAUGGCCCACUUGAGAGAAGAGAGUGGGGAAGAGAAAGAGGCCAAGAGAGAGGAGUCCAAGGGUCAGUGGGAGGAUGAGAGUAUGGAAGAAGCUAAGAGUGUAGAGGAAGUAGGAGGAAGGCAAGGUAAAGACAAGGAGAAGGAAAGAAAGACUGAGAGAGAGGAAGAGGCUAAGGAAGGAGAGGAAGCCCAGGUAGAAGCUGGAAGGGACCCAGAGCACAGGGCCCGCGAAAACCAAGUUGCUGAGGAGAGCUGGGAAGUCGUCCACAAACAAGAAGCUGUCGGAGGCAGAGAGGAUGAGGUCAAGGGACAGAGCGGGGAUGGGGACCAAGAGGCAAGAGAAGACCAAGGAGAUGGUGAAGAUAGCAAGAGCCCGGACGCAGCAGCUGAAGGAGGAGUAGGGGAGGUGAGCAAGGAACGAGAGAGUGGGGAUGGAGAGGCUGAGGGAGACCAGAGGGCUGGAGGUGACCAUUUAGAAGAGGCCUCCCUCCCUGAAGGGUCACAUGUAGAGUCCCUGGAGGUUGAUAGUGCCAAAGAGGGCAAUGCCCAGUCCUCUGAGACAGAACAGGCAGUCCCACAGCCACCCCGGCCAGAAGAGAUGGAGCCUGAGGGGCAGCCCAGUCCAGAGGGCUGCAAUCUGUGCCCCUGUCCCUUUGGCUCAGCUGGAGGUGUGGGCAUGCGCCUGGCUUCCACCUUGGUUCAGGUCCAACAGGUCCGCUCUGUGCCUGUGGUGCCCCCCAAACCACAGUUCGCCAAGAUGCCCAGUGCAAUGUGUAGCAAGAUCCAUGUGGCACCUGCAAACCCAUGCCCGAGGCCUGGCCGGCUUGAUGGGACUCCUCGGGAAAGGGCUUGGGGGUCCCGAGCCUCCCGAUCCUCUUGGAGGAAUGGGGGCAGUCUUUCCUUUGAUGCUGCUGUGGCCCUGGCCCGGGACCGCCAGAGGACUGAGGCUCAGGGAAUUCGGCGGACCCAGACCUGUACUGGGAGUGAGGACUACAGCCUCAACCCCAGAACCUCCCCCUGUAGCAUGAUCCCUGCUCAUUCUCUUCGGCCCUUUAGCUGCCUGGAACUCCAAUCUGAAGGCACAGAAGGGUCUGGACCCCGGAGUCGGCUUAGUCUUCCCCCCAGAGAACCACAGCCCCCUGACCCCCUUACACCCCCCCAGCGCCGAUCCUAUGCAUUUGAAACACAGGCUAACCCUGGGAAAGGUGAGAGACUGUGAUUAGGACCAGAGCACUGGGCAAAGGGGACAGUAAGUUGUCUUGAAUCUCUGGGGUCCCUGACUAGCUGUCUCUUCUGCAGCCCGAGCAGCUAUAGUGCCCAACUCUAUAGGCUUUGGCCCUCCAGCUUCUCUUUUUGACUGUGGGAGGCACUGCCUUGGUUGGUUUACCUGAGCUUGUCUCAGACACAAAGCACUUAUCCCUUAGGAGAUUCCCAAGCAAGUCACCAAGAUCCUGUUCCCAGGGAGUGAGGUCAUUGGCCAAAGGGAACAAAGAGCAGGCAGAAAACUUAGAGGUUUCUCAAAGUGAAGAAAGAAGGGGGAACUCCAGCGAAGUUCCUGCCCUCCUCUGAGGCUGUGAACUUCUCUUCAUGCAAGCCCAGGGUGGAGGUGGGGAGGACAGGGCCAGGUCAGAGCCUAUUACACCCAAACAGUUCUAGAGCUUCCCAUCGUUGUUCUGCUCUUGGGCUCUUGGAUACCUCCUGACCCUCUUAGCUCCACACUAGGAGGAACAUGUCCAGAAAGCUCUUUGAAGCCCUCGGUGUUUGUUGGAGGGACUGACCCCCUUUCCAGCCCCGCCACUCUCUGCCUCUGGUCACAUUAAGGAUGAGAGGUCCUGUACAGAUCUCUCUGGCCUCUCCUUUUUCCUUUGGAAUAACUUCCUCCUAUUUCAGGGAAGGGAAAUGGAGUCACUAAGGCUCUGGGACUGCUUCUCCAGAUAGGCUGGGGCUACAGGUCCCAUUCUAGUAAGGGGUGAUGUCUCAGAAUAAAAGUUGUACUUUUACAUGUAAA
Molecule: messenger RNA, 4406 nt
Organism: Diceros bicornis minor
Lineage: Eukaryota; Metazoa; Chordata; Mammalia; Perissodactyla; Rhinocerotidae
Gene: ARHGAP30
Product: Rho GTPase activating protein 30
Exons: 12
Coding region: 306-3617 (1103 amino acids)
Biological process (GO): small GTPase-mediated signal transduction
Molecular function (GO): GTPase activator activity
Source: RefSeq, a predicted model, not a curated record